GCCGGGACUCUCUGGCCUGCGCUGAGUGCCUCUUCUGCCCUCGGCCCCACCCGGGUCAUCCCUGAGCAGCCUUGCAGCUGGACCGCACAGAGGGGAGCAUGCCACCCCGGUCCCAGGACACCGUCUGCUUGACUGCUUGUCCCCACCAGCGGUCCCAGUACUGCUGGAAGAUCAGCUACUCUCUCCUCUCCCACAGAGAUAACAAGGCUGGGAAGAGGCAGGAGCUGUGUCGCGUCUUCCUGAUGGCUGUGUACCCCUUACUCUCCAUCCUGGAUGUCUGCUCCAUGGGCAGCGCCAAGGGCAUCACCCGGAAACACCUGUGGCACCUCUUUUCCCUGGACAGGCUCAACAGUUACUUGGAGCGUGACCCCACCCCCUGGGAGCUCACCUACAAGGUGCCCACCCGGCACAGCACAAGCCAGAUCCCCACCAUCUUCACCCCUCUGAAGCUUGACUUCAAUUUUGGGGCAGCACCGAUAGAGGCCCUACCCUCAGUGGUGCUCUUGGCCCUGAAGAACAGCGGAGUGGUUCCCCUGGACUGGGCCUUCCUCUUUCCAAGUGACCAGCAGAUUGACCUGGAGCUGUGGGCACAGCAAGCAGAGUUUGACGCCACCGAGCUUCACCAAAUGCGUGUGCAGGACAACUGCAUAUUCUCCAUCAGCCCCAAGGCUGGGAGCCUGAGUCCUGGACAAGAGCAGGUGGUGGAACUCAAAUACAGCCACGUGUUCGUGGGCACCGAUCGCCUCCCGGUGCUCUUCAAAGUGUCCCAUGGCCGGGAGAUCCUGCUAAAUUUCAUAGGUGUGACAGUGAAGCUGGAGCAAAAGUACGUGCACUUCACCUCCACUAGCCACCAGUUCGUCCCUGUCCCCAUCGGCGACACACUGCCCCCAAGGCAGAUUUAUGAGCUGUAUAAUGGUGGCUCGGUGCCCGUGACAUACGAGAUCCAGACGAACAUCCUGUCGCAGGUUCAGGAAAAAAAUUUCAAUCACCCCAUCUUCAGCUGCCUCAACCCCCAAGGGGAGAUCCAGCCAGGCACAACUGCUCAGGUCUUGUGGAUCUUCUCACCUAUUGAGGCCAAGACCUACACCGUGGAUGUGCCCAUACACGUCCUGGGAUGGAACUCAGCCAUGAUCCGCUUCCAGGGAGUGGGCUAUGACCCCCAUGUCAUGGGAGACACAGCCCCAUUCCACAACAUCUCCUCUUGGCAUGACAACCCCAAGCAUACUAGGCUGAUGGUUCCUGGACAGAAUGUCUUCCUGUCCCAGUCCCAUAUCUCGCUGGGGAACAUUCCUGUGCAGACUAAGUGCAGCCGCCUGCUGUUCCUCAACAACAUCUCCAAGAACGAGCCAGUUGUCUUUGAGUGGCAGCUGAAGCCUCUAGACUUUGGGGAGGUGUCUGUGAGUCCCAUGACAGGGAAGGUGGCUCCUGAAGAAACAGUCCCAUUUGUGGUGACCUUGAAGACCUCAGUGCAUGCCAGCUUCUACAGCAUAGACCUGGUAUGCAAGGUAUACCGACAGAAACUCCUGAAUCAGUACCAUAAGGAACUACAGGAGUGGAAGGAUGAGGAAGUUCGACAGGAGGUGGAGUUCACCAUCACAGAUAGGAAAGGGAAGGGAGGAGCAUAUUGUAGAGCUUGUGCACCUAGGAGGAGGUACAGGACACUGCCCCCCAUCAAGAAUCAGCAGCCUCUCAACCGGCCUGUCAGCUGGAACCUUAAGAUCCCAAAGAAGAAGAUAUUCUGGCUCUGUCCCCAGCCACCCUUGCCAGACAUGCUGUGCUUGGGCCUCACGGCCCGUGCUCAUGCCACUGACUACUUCCUGGCCAACUUCUUCUCCGACUUUCCCCAGCACUUCCUGCACCGGGAGCUGCCAAAGAGGAAAUACCCCAAGGAGGAGUUGGAGGCUUCUGAGGGAGAAUCCCCAGACAAUUGGGCACCUGUCUCCAAGCAGGAGAAGCAGCUCCUGAUUGACUGUCUCACCGCCAUCAUCAGGGGUCUGCUAGAAGACAAGGUCUUCCAUGAGGCCGUGAACCAAAGCCUGGUGGAGAAGAUGCCUUACUUCUGCCAGUUCUGGAAUGAGCAGUCAGCCAAGUUCACAGCCCAGAACAACACCCUGCAGUUAGCACCAGUCCUGUCUCCAUCCGCCAGCAGCUGGGAGGGCAGCAGAGACAAGGAGUCUGAGGACGACAAACUGAGGCUGGAGAAGAAAAUGGGGGAAGCGGAGGAGAAGAGCGAAGAGGAAGAGGAGGAGCUGGAGGAGGAAGAGGAGGAAGAGGAGGAGAUGGAAGAGGAGGAGCAGGAGGAGGAGGAGCGGGGGGAGAAGGAAGAGAAGGUGCCCUGGACGGGGACUGAGCCCACACUGCAGCCCACGGCCCAGGAGUCCCUGAAAUGUCAGUGGCAGCAGCAGCUGAAGGUCAUGGUGAAAGAGGAGCAAGAACAGGAUGAGAAGGAGACCACCAGCCGGCUCCCGGCGUUCGCCAACCUGCAGGAGGCGCUGCUGGAGAACAUGAUCCAGAACAUCCUGGUGGAGGCGAGCCGCGGGGAGGUGGUUCUCACCUCGCGGCCGCGCGUCAUCGCCCUGCCGCCGCUCAGCGUUUCCAGGAUUGAGACUCCCGACUUGCUUUCGGCGGCGCCCCUCGGGCCGCAGCAUGCCGAGGUGCCCUGCCUGGUGGCGCGGCCCCCUACCGACUCUUUGAGGAUGCCACAGUCCAGCCCCUCCGACUUGCUGCCCUCAGGGCCCCCCUCUCCACCGCCCCACCACUAA
Callorhinus ursinus (northern fur seal) is the source of this 2762-nucleotide messenger RNA. RefSeq names its product cilia and flagella associated protein 65 (gene CFAP65). Gene Ontology annotation, cellular component: sperm flagellum; cytoplasm. The record is from RefSeq and is a predicted model, not a curated record. Gene Ontology annotation, biological process: sperm axoneme assembly. Lineage: Eukaryota; Metazoa; Chordata; Mammalia; Carnivora; Otariidae.